Fonsecaea nubica is the source of this 3507-nucleotide messenger RNA. Its product is annotated as V-type proton ATPase catalytic subunit A. The coding region runs from base 1 to 3507 and encodes 1168 amino acids. Gene Ontology annotation, molecular function: proton-transporting ATPase activity, rotational mechanism; endonuclease activity; ATP binding. Gene Ontology annotation, cellular component: fungal-type vacuole membrane. The record is from RefSeq and is a predicted model, not a curated record. The transcript has 3 exons. Lineage: Eukaryota; Fungi; Ascomycota; Eurotiomycetes; Chaetothyriales; Herpotrichiellaceae. Gene Ontology annotation, biological process: proton transmembrane transport; ATP metabolic process; protein splicing.
AUGCUUGGAUUUGGUCGCCCUCGCCUCAAACGUAAAAAGUCGGUGAUUGAAUUUAUAACUGGCAAGAGUAUUGACGACCUUGCUACUGUAUCGGAUCUUAAGUACCUUCACCUGCAGCUUGGCCUCCCCGAUCUUAUCGAGGACGAUUUAGACGAGGGAGAGCUUGCGGGUCCCAGCUCCGACAACAGCUCUUCCGUCUUUGCCUUUCCACAACCACUCCAGACCCUACACACAACUGCUCGCACAUACAGAAGGAUGCCCGCUUCAAAGGAGAGUGGUAUCGGCGAUGACCACCAGAAUGGAACUGUCUUUUCCGUCUCUGGUCCGGUCAUUGUCGCCGAGAACAUGAUCGGGGUCGCCAUGUAUGAGCUCUGCAAAGUCGGCCACGAUGCACUGGUGGGCGAAGUCAUUCGCAUAGAGGCCGACAAGGCGACGAUUCAGGUCUACGAGGAGACUGCUGGUGUCACCGUUGGAGAUCCUGUCCUGCGAACUGGCAAACCUUUAUCCGUCGAGCUCGGCCCUGGCCUCAUGGAAACAAUCUACGACGGAAUCCAGAGACCGCUCAAGACCAUUGCUGGCAAUACAAACAGCAUCUACAUCCCCCGCGGCAUUUCCGUUCCUUCUCUGGAUAGAGAGAAAAAAUGGCCCUUCACCCCCACCAUGAAGGAAGGAGAUCAUAUCAGUGGUGGUGAUGUCUGGGGCAAAGUGGUUGAGAACAGUCUUGUCAACGAACACAGAAUUCUCUUACCCCCAAGAGCCAGAGGCACGAUCAAGAAGAUUGCCCCCAAGGGUGACUACACUGUCGACGAACCUCUGCUUACGCUCGAGUUCAAUGGCGAGACCAAGGAAUACCCAAUGAUGCACACAUGGCCCGUCCGGGUUCCUCGACCUGUCAACGAACGUCUACAGGCCGAUUCGCCUUUCAUUGUCGGGCAACGAGUCCUCGACGCCCUCUUCCCUUCAGUCCAAGGAGGCACUGUGUGCAUUCCUGGUGCAUUUGGGUGCGGCAAAACUGUUAUUUCCCAGUCCGUUUCCAAAUUCUCCAACAGUGAUAUCAUCGUCUAUGUUGGUUGUUUCGCUGCUGGCACGCCUGUCAUGAUGGCUGAUGGGACUAACAUGAACAUCGAAGACAUCACUGUCGGCGAUUCUGUCAUGGGAAAGGAUGGUAAAGCUCGCGUCGUCAAAGCUCUUCCCCGAGGUGAGGAGACCAUGUACGAAAUCGGUAUCAAGACUCAGCAUCAGGACGAGACAUUCCGAGAAGUCUCGUAUACCUGCAACGCCAUGCAUCUUCUGGUCCUUCAGACUCCCCAACGUGUCAGCAUCUUCGAUCAUCACCUUGAAGGCAAGAUGCAAUCCAGUGUGUCCUUCUUUGCUUUCGAUACUCGCCAAGCAGCUACUGAAGAUGGCGUCAAUGUCGUCCGCGAAUUGAAGCAAUACACGAAGUCCUUCCAACACGACUCUCAUGGCGGCAGCGAAAGGGCUCGCAGCCUCGCCGAGGACUUUGCUGCCAGCAUACCACGCGAUGAUUUCCACUGGGCUAUCGAAGCGCGCGACAUUGAUUUCGUCGAUGUUCAUGUCCGCGAGGCGACCCAGCAGCUCAUCUCCCCCAUCUUCCUCCAAAACGAGACGCUCAACUCCCACCUUGUCCAGAAGGGCUUCGAUGGCCAUCUCGCCCCUCAGAUGGCCUAUCUGCUUGGAUCCUGGGUCGGGAAUGGCCAUCACGCAGAUUCGAGGAUGUCGGUCGAUCCAGAAGACACAGAGUUAGUUGACCGCCUCGAAGAGUACGGCAAGAUGUUUGACUUGGAGUCUGACCUGGUCACUUUCGCCCCUGGCAAAAGAACGGUCUUGGGUGAAAUCCAUGUCAAGCAUUCUCGACCGGCCAACUCUAUCUCCGCUGCACUCGAAGUUGCUAAGAAUCUCGGAUUCAACUUUCACGAGGGCGAUGACCUAGCUGUCGAGCUUCGAGGUAAAGGCAUGAAUACCGGCUCGACCAAGGGGCUGAACACCAACAAUGUCUUCUGGGACAUGGUUCUAGCCACUGGUGUCCGUGGUUCCUCCGAUGACCGGCUCAAAAUGGUCCCGCUCUGGCUUUCUUCCGAGUCUUUCGAAGUUAGGGAGCAUUUCCUAGCAGGUUUGAUCGACUCUCAAGGGCAGGUCGAGCUCAACGAUCGCGAGCAGAGUGCAACUGUAAAGACCGUCUACCCAGCGGUUUGCGAGGGACUCGUUCGUGUCGCUCGCUCCCUCGGCUUGUGCGUCAGCGUCUUCACCGAAGAGGAGAAGGCCUUCUGCGUUUACAUGACUGCUACUGGAAUCCUUGAAUCAGUCCUGAGUAAAUGUGCUCUCUCAAGCAACAGAACUGCCGCCCCAACAAGUGUUGAGCGCAAGGCCCAGCCCGUCUACUUCGAUGUCGUCGAGAAACCAGCUGCUCCCUACUAUGGCAUCACUUUGCCCGACGAUUCCGACCAUCAAUUCCUUCUGGGUAACUUGAUGCUCGUGCACAACUGUGGCGAAAGAGGCAACGAGAUGGCCGAAGUUCUGAUGGACUUCCCCGAACUAUCCAUCACCAUCGACGGUCGCAAGGAGCCCAUCAUGAAGCGAACUUGUUUGAUUGCCAAUACUUCCAACAUGCCCGUCGCAGCUCGCGAGGCUUCCAUCUACACCGGAAUUACAGUAGCUGAAUAUUUCCGCGAUCAGGGCAAGGCGGUGGCGAUGAUGGCGGACUCAUCCUCUCGAUGGGCUGAAGCGCUACGUGAGAUCUCUGGGCGACUGGGAGAGAUGCCUGCGGAUCAAGGAUUCCCGGCGUAUCUGUCUGCGAAACUGGCCUCGUUCUAUGAACGUGCAGGUGCUGCCACCGCUCUAGGCUCUCCUGAACGCAAUGGUAGUAUCUCCAUUGUCGGGGCCGUGUCACCGCCGGGAGGAGAUUUCUCUGAUCCAGUCACGUCUGCCACAUUAGGUAUCGUCCAAGUCUUUUGGGGGCUCGACAAGAAACUCGCACAGAGGAAACACUUCCCUAGCGUCAAUACCUCGCUCUCAUACAGUAAGUACACCAACAUUCUCGAUAAAUUCUACGCCAAAGACCACCCUGAGUUCCCUCGUCUGAGGGACCGCAUCAAAGAACUCCUCACAAACUCCGAAGACCUCGACCAAGUGGUCCAACUUGUGGGUAAAUCGGCCCUUGGCGACUCAGACAAGAUCAUUCUCGACGUCGCGGCCAUGCUCAAAGACGACUUCCUUCAACAAAACGGAUACAGUGACUACGAUCAAUUCUGUCCCCUCUGGAAGACUGAAUACAUGAUGAAGGCGUUUAUGCAGUUCCACGAUGAGGCACAAAAAGCCGUCAGCAGUGGUCUGAGCUGGGCGAAAGUAAGGGAGGCCACGUCAGAGAUCCAGCAUGGCUUGAGAAGCAUGAAGUUCGAGUUGCCGGAUGAUCAGGAGGAAGUCAGUGGGAAGUAUGACCGAUUGUUACAGCAGAUGAGCGAGAAAUUUGCGAGUGUCAGCGAUGAGUAA